This is a messenger RNA of Brassica oleracea var. oleracea, 2672 nucleotides long. Its product is annotated as RNA-dependent RNA polymerase 1-like. The record is from RefSeq and is a predicted model, not a curated record. The transcript has 4 exons. Gene Ontology annotation, biological process: siRNA processing. Gene Ontology annotation, molecular function: RNA-directed RNA polymerase activity. Gene Ontology annotation, cellular component: nuclear RNA-directed RNA polymerase complex. NCBI's taxonomy places the organism in Eukaryota, Viridiplantae, Streptophyta, Magnoliopsida, Brassicales, Brassicaceae. Bases 1 to 2520 code for a protein of 839 amino acids.
AUGGUCUAUCUUGCUGUGUCCCUCCCUUUCGAGAUCUUGUUCAAAGUCAACACACUGGUCCAAAACGCUUGCGUCCCAGGACCAGCUCUCGAUCCCGCCUUCUAUCAGCUCCUUAACCCGCAGAGAUUCGAUAGAGCUCUCAUAGACCACUGUCUCGAGAAGCUCUUUCACCUCCCUGAAUGUUGUUACGCUCCCGCUCGUUGGCUACGCGAAGAGUACUCAUCAUGGGUCACGAAAGGGAAGCUUCCACAGUCUCCGAUGAUAUCUCUAGACGAUGGGCUUGUGUACAUGUAUCGAGUCCAAGUCACGCCUACUAGAGUCUAUUUCUCUGGCCCCGAGGUGAACGUUUCGAACCGUGUGCUACGUCACUACUCAGACUACAUCAACAACUUUUUACGUAUCUCGUUUGUCGACGAAGAUCUCGAGAAAGUUCGCUCCAUGGAUCUCUCUCCACGCUCCUCUACCGUGAGAAGAACAAAGUUAUACGAGAGGAUUAACUCUGUUCUUAGGGACGGGAUUGUCAUCGGUGAUAAGAGGUUCGAGUUUCUCGCAUUCUCUUCCUCCCAGCUGAGGGAGAACUCCGCGUGGAUGUUCGCGCCGGUCAACGGGAUCACCGCAGCCGACAUCAGAGCUUGGAUGGGUGAAUUCGACAAUAUACGAAACGUGGCUAAAUACGCUGCGAGGCUCGGCCAGUCGUUUAGCUCGUCCAGGGAGACGCUUACUGUUAGGAGAGAUGAGAUUGAAGUGAUUCCAGAUGUCGAGAUCAGAUCUUCGGACGCGCACUAUGUGUUCUCCGACGGUAUAGGGAAGAUCUCAGCUGAGUUCGCUAGACGCGUAGCUAAGAAAUGCGGCUUGACGGAGUUUUUCCCGUCUGCUUAUCAAAUCCGUUACGGCGGAUAUAAAGGAGUGGUGGCUGUUGAUCCUAACUCGUCGAAGAAACUGUCUUUGAGGAGGAGCAUGAGCAAGUUCGAGUCGGAGAACACGAAGCUGGAUGUGUUGGCGUGGAGCAAGUACCAACCUUGUUAUAUGAACAGACAGCUGAUCACGCUUCUGUCUACUCUCGGAGUCGAAGACAAUGUCUUCGAGAAGAAACAAAGGGAAGUUGUGAACCAGCUCGACGCCAUCUUAACCGACCCUACGGAGGCUUUCGAGGCUCUCGGUUUGAUGGCUCCAGGGGAGAACACGAAGAUUCUCAAGGAGCUAAUCUUGUGUGGUUACAAACCCGACGCCGAGCCUUUCCUCUCGAUGAUGCUUCAGAAUUUCAGAGCGUCGAAACUGUUGGAACUACGGACCAAAACUCGGGUUUUCAUUCCUCGCGGAAGAUCGAUGAUGGGAUGCCUAGACGAGACCAGAACGCUUGAAUACGGUCAAGUGGUCGUGCAGUAUACGGAUCCCACUAGGCCGGGAAGUAAAUACAUCGUCACGGGACUUGUUGUGGUUGCGAAAAACCCGUGUCUCCAUCCCGGUGACGUGCGUGUUCUUCAAGCUGUCAACGUCCCAGCUUUGAGUCACAUGGUGGACUGCGUUGUUUUCCCGCAGAAGGGCCCGCGGCCACACCCAAAUGAGUGUUCCGGGAGUGAUUUAGAUGGAGAUAUAUACUUUGUAUGUUGGGAUCCUGAACUCAUUCCAACAGGAACGUCUGAACCAAUGGACUACACUCCUGAACCAACUCAAAUCUUGGAUCAUGAUGUCACUAUUGAGGAAAUUGAAGAGUAUUUCACGAACUACAUUGUGAAUGAUAGUCUUGGAAUCAUCGCAAAUGCUCAUACUGCUUUUGCUGAUAAGGAACCACUAAAAGCUUUCAGUGACCCGUGCAUUGACCUUGCACGAAAGUUCUCUAUCGCUGUUGAUUUCCCCAAAACAGGUGUUGCAGCCGAGAUACCUCAGCAUCUUUACGUGAAAGAGUAUCCAGAUUUCAUGGAGAAGCCAGACAAACCGACGUACGAGUCAAAUAACGUGAUUGGUAAGCUCUUCAGAGAGGUGAAAGAGCGAGCUCCACCAUUGAUCUCGAUCAAAUCGUUUACUCUUGAUGUGGCCUCCAAGGCUUAUGAUAAAGACAUGGAAGUCAACGGAUUUGAGGAGUAUAUUGACGACGCUUUCUUCCACAAGGGCAACUACGAUUACAAGUUAGGUAAUUUGAUGGAUUACUAUGGGAUUAAGACAGAAGCUGAGAUACUUAGUGGCGGCAUCAUGAGGAUGUCGAAGUCAUUCACCAAGAGACGGGACGCGGAAUCUAUUGGAAGGGCGGUUAGGUCGCUUAGGAAAGAAGCUUUGUCGUGGUUCAAUGCUUCUGAUGAAGAAGAAGAGGUGGUUAAUGAAUCUGCAAAGGCCUCGGCUUGGUAUCAUGUGACGUACCACCGAAGUUACUGGGGAGUUUAUAACGAGGGUUUGAACCGUGACCAUUUCUUGAGCUUUGCGUGGUGCGUUUAUGAUAAGCUUGUGAGGAUUAAGAAGGCUAAUGUUGGGAGGCGUCAAAGGCAGGAGGCUCUUGAGCGGUUAGGCCUCAUGCGUUUGAGUUGAUUCUUAGCCAGAUUUUUAAGAACUUUGGUUUUUCCUUUGGUUGUGAGUUUUUAUGUACUAAAUGUUUGUGGUUUGGAGUGCUCGUUGUACUAAAUGUUUGGUUUGUACUAAAUCGUAAUUUUCGUAUCCUGCAAUCAAAUAAAUCUAUGUUA